This is a messenger RNA of Linnemannia hyalina, 1428 nucleotides long. NCBI's taxonomy places the organism in Eukaryota, Fungi, Mortierellomycota, Mortierellomycetes, Mortierellales, Mortierellaceae. The record is from the annotation of a GenBank genome assembly.
AUGGAGAUCUUCAAGACAACACUUUUGCCCAUGUCAAUCUACGGGUUCUCGACCACCGUUGCUGGGAUUCUCUUCAGUACCGCUGUUGGAUCGAUUGUGGAUACCACCCCUCGACUCACAGCGGUGCAGUCGUUCCUUUUCACUCAGAAACUUACAACUAUCAUUGGCGCACUCGGGUUCUGGAUUCUUUUGACGUGGUUCGAUCCUACAACAGCAGCGUCCUCACCACUACCACCAUCCUCAGUAACAUAUGCCACAGCUGCAGCGGGAAGUUUGACAGGCAACAUGUUGGAACUUUCGAUGGCACAGGGAUACAGCCUGUUCGCGCUGAUGGUCGUCGCCAGCGGGCUCUUGAAACUCUCGGCACUUGGCUGGUCCAUCUCAAUCGAACGCGACUGGAUCGUCGCGCUCUGUCACUCCAACUCGGACGCCUUGACCCGACUCUUGACAUACCUCCACGCCGGAUACUGCAGUCUGAUCAUGGCCAUUUGGUGCAUGGCAUCCUUCCUUACAGAGUGGGUCCUAGUCCGUCGGAUCUGGGACCUCUCUCCCGUUCUCUGGCAACCACGGUCACACCAUCAUCAUCUAUCGUCGCCUUCUGAGGGUGAUUAUGGGCGGCGGGGGUCUGGAUUUGUGGAUGACAGGAAUGUAGGUACAGAGUCAGCGGUAGCGGCGGCGGCAAGGAAGAAGAAGAAAGAUAGUGAUAGCCGGACGCCCUUGGUUGAUCGAGACGUCUUCUCGAAUGAAGAACGACAGUCGUUGUUCGCAGCGGAGGAUGCUGGACAUCAUCAGCGGCAACAACGUGGACAAGGAGGGACAGGAUCUUCGCUUAUGAAGCGAGGCAUUUUGUCGUUCCGCGAGUAUUCACAUCAUAUCGUCUUCCUAGCCUCACUCGCCUACGCCAUCAUCUACAUCAACAUGAUGAGCGUCUCAGGAACAAUGAUUGGCUACCUACAAUACCGCAACUUCAGCGCAACAUCCAUAGCAGCCCUCAAGGGAAUCUGCACAGCCUCAGAACUCCUCGGCACAAUCCUCAUGCCCAUCCUUACCCGAUAUGUCGGCCUAACCCGUGCAGGCGCCUGGUCCAUCUGGCUUGAGGUUUUUACUCUAACGCCGGUGCUGUUUUCUAUUUAUUCGAACCAGUUACCGGUCCAGGUCUUUAUCUUUGCGGGAAUGGCGCUUUCCAGAAUAGGUGUCUGGUCAUUCGACCUCGUCAUCACCCAAAUCAUGCAAGAAUACAUCCAACCCGACCCUCAUAAUAUUGACAGCAACAAUGCAGGAGUCAUCAACGGCUGGCACUACUCGCUCAUGAACCUCUUUGAACUCGCCCAAUUCUUCCUGACAAUGGUCUGGUCCGACCCUCAGGUGUACUACAUCCCCUGCACGAUUUCUUUUUUCUACUGUCGCGGUGGUGGACGGUGUCGGUGA